This is a messenger RNA of Coregonus sp. 'balchen', 29685 nucleotides long. The record is from the annotation of a GenBank genome assembly. NCBI's taxonomy places the organism in Eukaryota, Metazoa, Chordata, Actinopteri, Salmoniformes, Salmonidae.
AUGGUCAGAACUGCAGGACUAACCCAUGACUGGCAAAACUGGGAGUGGGAGGUCAGAAGAACUAGAGGCAGGGAGAUGCGUGGGAGGAUGGCGCCGAAUUCACAGUGCACAGUAUUCACUUACUCAGCAAUUCCACAUCUACCCACUAGUUCAGGCAUUUGUUGGUAAAUACCAUUUAGCAAUGGUAUGCUGCUCUCUAACCAAAUAUCUGCAUUUAUCAUGAAUGUAUCAAAUUCCACAAUUUCUUUACCUUUUUGCAUUAAAAAAAAAGUGAUAUUUGAAAAAGACUGUCACCGUCAGCUACAUAGGUAGUGCUUUAGCUCGAAGUCAGCUCCUCCUCCUCUCUCUUUUCUCCUAGCAUCUGUCAUUGUCCCUGGUGGAUCUCUUCUUCUGGGAAGUGACUGUUUUUCUCCAUUCCUCACAAAAAUGUUGUUGACUCAUCAUCUGGAAAGGCUCAAGGGAUUGGUUUUAUUUAGAUAAAAACGACGAUUUGCAAAAACAUGGCAUAUUCUGCACAAAUCUAUCCAUACAUUCUGCCCUCCUCUAUCAGUGUUUCACUUUCAAAGGUAUAGCAUAGUAAUAAACAAUUUGAAGCAUAAUGUAAGACUAGUGACAAAUAUUUAAGAAAAUGUUUAUCUAUUGUCAAAACUUGCACAUUUCAAUCACAAUCUGACACAAUCACUUAUAAAUUAGGCUAGUCGUAUUCUUCUCCAGAUGCUUAGUAUGCUUCAAAUGAGGUCUGUUUGACAGUUAGGUAUCACACUGUGUUUCAGCAGGUCAUUGGUGAUAAUCCAAAAUUAGAGCUGGAUUAAGGAGAAGCAAGGGGUAUAGUGGUUCAGACGUAGUGUGAAGUGAGCUGUGCUUAAUUAGACAGACCUGCAGUAAACAGUCAUCACUGAGGAAUGAUGUGGUGAAGCAGCUAGGGAGAGUUUAGAAACAGACGCUCUGUACAAUGCUGCUUCACACCCUGUAUAACCUCACUGUAAACUCUCUCUCUGAAGUAUGUCAUGUGUGUCUAUGUCAACAGUAUUUGGGAUUUUAUACAGGAAAGAAAAAGUGGAAAAUGUUGUUUUGUCGAAACACUACUUCUAUCGACCAAGUACUGUAAUUCCUCUGUAUGUGUGAACCAGACAAGUUUACAGACUUCUUAACCAUUAAGGUAGCAGAUGUGGCAGCUUUCUAAUACACUCUGCCCUGUCCCCUGUCCCCUAACCCAUGACCCAGACAUACUGUAGUUGGUAACCAGACAUUUUACAUUUAAGUCAUUUAGCAGACACUCUUAUCCAGAGCGACAUACAGGAGCAAUUAGGGUUAAGUGCCUUGCUCAAGGGCACAUUGACAGAUUUUUCACCUAGUCAGCUCGGGGUUUGAACCAGUGACCUUUCGGUUACCGGCCCAACACUCUUAACCGCUAGGCUACCUGUCCCCUUUUAGCAGGGAAUUUAUGAGUCUUCUCCUCCAAUGCUCUGCUACAGAUGUAAGAUCUUAAUUUGAGUCUGUUUGCUACAGCAGGAAAAUCAUCCUGCAGCAACAGGAAAUGUGAAUUAUUAUGUGGAUUAUAAUGAAUGGACAUUUUUCUAUGGGUUGACCAAUUUUUUGUAAGGGGAAAAUCAAGUCUGAAAUUUCAAAGUGGACAUUUCAAACAUCAGAAGUCUUUUAAAACCUCAAAUACACUACAAGUAAAAAAUGUCCUGCGUUGCAGGAAAGUUAUCCUGCAACAGGGUGAUCAAAUUAAGAUCCUAUGAUCAACAAAAAUAUAGAUUAACCCUAUGAGUCAUCAUUUCUCAUUAGUCACGUGGCGGGCCAGCCCCAAUGGAGGCCCUCGGUUUUGCUUUUGCAGCCAUUUUUAGACUCAGAUGACAAACCACCAGACCGCACAGGGCCUCCCAGCUGGUGGGUAAUGGCUAACAGAAUAGGAAAAAGCCUGUUGGAAACUAUGAACACACAGCACCGCAUGCUUUUUCAUAAUGAAGACAUUGCCUGUUUAAAAAUUGUUUCAGUAUCACAUCUCUGAUAAUAUAGUAGCUUAAUGUAAUUUGUUGUGUGGAUCAUUAAAAAGGAUAUGACUGACUUGCCUGUCUUAAUUGCCCCUGAGGGGAUACAUAAAGUUGUAUUGUAUUGAAUUGAAUGACCAAUUGAUGUGAUUGUGUGAUGUCAUUGCAGGUCUUAUCUACCAGUACAAUGAGGAAACACCUGUCUCUCCUAGCCCUGGCUCUGGUUUGCUGCUGCUUCUGGAGCGUUCAGGCUGAAGUCUACACCUCUAUAGGUAAACCUAUACCCAUGUACUAUAUGGCUAUACGAUUAAGCCUCUGUAGGCACCCUUUACCAUUACAACUCUAUAAGUAGGCCAAUACCCUUACCCUUGUAUGUCUGACAUGACACCAGUCAUCCUUAGUUCUUGCAUGCCCUAAUUCCUGUCAUAAAUCAUCUCAUUUAGAAUUCUUAAGUCUAUAGGAUAUUGAAUUCAGGAUUCCUGCCUUUCCAAGCAUGUUGAUUCCGCUGUAUUUGCUGUGGACAGUAUGCUAUUGAGAAGAGAGAGCUUUACACCCCCGGCCUCCUGGGCCUCUUUGUCUUAGAGUUGACUGACAUUCUUUCUUUCGCCAAAACCUCCAGAGUGUUCAUCAGGCUUCUAAAAGUGAUCUGGAAAACAAUUAGCUAAGUCUCUGAACUCUCCUCACAUCUGUCCAGCAUAGCUAUCAAAUGAAGGAAACACCUGCUACAGACUUAGGCUUCGGAUAGUUUACAGCAUACUCCAUGGAUUUCACAUAGUUUAAGCAGCCUCAUUAAGCAUUGUUUUGAUACAACACAUAUCAGUAACUAGGCAAGUAUCUUAUAUACUUACUUUGGCUGCCAUUACCCUAAGAUAUAAAUCUUGCUUGAAGCUGUUUUGCUAUUCCUUCUGGCAACCGCAUUGAGUUCACUCUUAACUGUCUAGCGUUGCUAUGGAAUUGUUUUCUGCACACAGCAGCAUUCCCGCCCCCUUACCCCAAGAACCAUGGGUAUUUAGAAUGCUGUGUGGUUGGACACAUACCGGUAAUUCUAUACAAUCACAGCAGAGAAUGCUACAGGUGGAGACUUUUUACUUACUAAAGUCUGUGUGAGGUAACUUUAUUUUACAGACAAUUAAACCAAAGCAUAUUCUACGUCCACCACUUUCCCUUAGGAAAAUACUUGACCUGGUUGCCUAACACAUUUAUUACAAAGGUGUGCAGUAGUCUAUAACACAUUUAAUGAGUCAUUUCCAGUUUCAUAUUCAACAUGGCCCUUUUUCUUUCAACUUUCCAUUAGGUCAAAUGACAGACCUGAUAUACACAGAGAAGGAGUUGGUUCAGUCCCUGAAAGAAUAUAUUCAAGCAGAGGAGUCCAAACUUGCUGCUGUGAAAAGGUGAACAUUACACUCUGUAACCAUACGACUUUGAUAGCCUUGUUUUCAAUUAUGUUCAUUUGCCAAAAUAAGACUAGACAGAAUAGGCCCAUUUGAGAAAUGAUCUAAAAUCAGAUUGUAGCACGAUUGGAGAUCAUUCUCUACUAUACUGAACCUGACUGUUUCCUUCCCUGUGCUGUGCUGUGUUGUAGCUGGGCUAACAAGCUGGACGUGCUGACUCGUGCCUCCACUUCAGACCCAGAGGGCUACCUGGCCCACCCCGUCAACGCCUACAAGCUGAUGAAGAGACUCAACACGGAGUGGUCCGAGCUGGAGAGCCUGGUGCUGCAGGACCCCUCAGACGGUACGAUAGGGUCGGAGGGAGAGAGAGGUUACAGCUUCUAUAUAGCUCCUCUGUGUGUGGGUUUGAGGAGGCUUGUGGAAAAGAGGGUGUGAGGCCAAUUCUGAUCCAUCCUGCUCCACCCCCACAUCUGCAGAGUAGAGUGGAGCUGAGAGAGAACACAGGCUGUCAUCUUUCAUGUGCAGCUGCAUCUUUCCUCUGUUUACAUUGGCCACAUCUACAGUGUGUGUGUAUGUGUCUGUGUGUGUCUUUUGUCUUGUGUGUAUGUUUUAUCUUUGUAUGCAGUAUGCACAGCCAUGCAGCUGUGUGUAUGUGUGGACCUACCAACAUUGGCUAAAUGGAAUACCUGGAGUAAUUAUCAUUAUAAACUGGAUGAUUUGAUCCCUGAAUACUGAUUGGCUGAACGCUGUGGUAUAUGAGACCACAUACCACGAGUAUGACAAAACAUUUUAUUUUUACUGUUCUAUUUAAGUUGGUAACCAGUUUAUAAUAGCAAUAAGGCACCUCGAGGGUUGUGGUAUAUGACUAAUAUACCACGGCUAAGGGCUGUAUCCAGGCACUCCACGUUGCAUCGUGCAUAAGAACAGCCAUUAGCCGUGGUAUAUUGGCCAUAUACCACCCCCCUCCCCCGUGCCUUAUUGCUUAAUUAUAUCAGCUAGUCUCCCUUGUGUGUCCCUGGAGAGCUCUUAGCCUAUGCAUGGCUAGCAUCACAGUUUACAUUCUCUAGUUAUCUUAACCUCACACAUUACAUUAUCACACAUCAUAGCAGUCCACACCAGGCAACUCCACUGCAGAUGUUCUGUGCUUGAUGCCUUGAUGCCUUUGACUCUUUGUUUGCAUCCCACAUGGUACCCUAUUCCCUAUAUAGUACACUACGUUUGACCAAAGUCCCUAUCAAAUCCCUGGUUAAAAGUAGUGAAUAGGGUAGUAUUUGGGACGCUGCAUUUGAUUCACAAGAUUUGAAUCAUUUUUCACUGCUUCACUCUGUGUCUCUAUCACUGUGUUCCCUCCUCAGUGUUCAUCUCCAACAUGACAGUACACAGGCAGUUCUUCCCUGACGAGGAGGAUGAGAAAGGUGCUGCCAAGGCUCUGAUGCGUCUCCAGGACACGUACAAACUGGACUCAGAGAGCUUCUCCAACGGCAAACUGCCAGGUGAGGCUCUAUCCUCUCCUUGACUCAUCCCUACUCUUUGUGUGUGAACAGUCACUCAAACCCUGCCAAGGAAGAUUCCAGAAGGCUCCAGAUGUGUUAUCACAGUGGCUGCAUCCCAAAUGGCACCCUAUUCCCUACAUAGUGCACUACUUUUGAUCAGAGCGCUAUGGGCCCAGGUCAGAAGUGGUGCACCAUAUAGGGAAUAGGGUGCCAUUUGGGAUAUAGACAGUGUGUGAGCUGAGCAUUUCUCAGCCUGCCCUCCCAGCACUAUCAGACCGCUAAGUGCUACUGCAGAGAUCGGUUUCUAUUUCUUCCAGCCAGAUGUCUACCCUCUCCAGAAAUGCAAGCUCAAACAGAACAGUCUUGAUACCAACAGCAAAUGCUGUGGCCACACAUUCACUAUCUUUUAUGACAAACGUACAUCCUAUCCUAGUAUUGCACACCCCACCAAGUCUGGGAACUCUGUCAGAAAAAGGUUGCAAAAGCAGAGUGUUUUGAUAUGACCCUCUUACUGCUGCUAUAGCAACAUACACUACAGUAUCAUAACACCAUUAUGGAUUUAUGGAGCACUCUCAUGGAGUAACCUCAUGAACAGUUGAUAAACAAAUCAUAAACAGUUAUUACCGGGAAACCUCAAACAGAGCAGAAUGGUGCUGUAUUGACAAAAUGGUACACUAUACUAUACUAUACCUGCAGGGAUGCACCACAACGCCAUCCUGACAGUGGAUGACUGUUACGACAUGGGGAAGACGGCGUACAAUGAGGCAGACUACUACCACGCGGUGCUGUGGAUGCAGCAGGCCCUCAAGCAGAUUGAUGCAGGGGAGGAGCACGUGGUGUCCAAGGCCGAUGUCCUGGACUAUCUCAGCUACUCCGUCUACCAGAUGGGAGACCUGCCCCGUGCCAUCGAGCUGACACGCCGCCUAGUGGCCAUCGGUAGGACACACACAUGACAUACUGCUGUUUUAUAUCCAGGAGCUGAUUAUUAGGGGUGUUUGACAACAGGAGAGAUGUCUUUCUCUCGCACUCUCUCAUACCCUCUCUCACACAUUCUCACUUUCUCAAUGUCUUCUACUCUCACUUUCCCUCACACAUUCUCACUCUCAUUAACACACUCACACUUCCUCAAAUACUCUCAUAUUCUCGCACAUUCUCACAUAAUCACCCUCUCAAAACCUCUCGUAUACGUCCAGAGUUCCAGGGUGUAACCCAAAGAGUGGUCAUGGUUUACUAUUUUGAACUGCAUCAGGGAUGUUGUUGUCUGUUAAAGGCUGCAAUUAUGGAGUUCUGGUUACUUUGUUUGAAUGUGAAGUUAAAUGGACCGAGCCCAAGGUCAACAACUAGGAAGAUCUACCAGCACUGUCAUAUUUACCAAGUAAAGAAUCAGAUUUAAAAUAAUAACAUUAGCUACUGUAGUUAGCUAGAGUAACAUAUUGUUGGGUAGUUGUCUCUAGUUUUGGUAUCUUUUUUACAGCUGUCUGUGACCCCAAUUCCCAGUGUGAUUGUGGCAGGAAACGUGCUACUUUUAACUCUUCAAAGCCUUUGAAGUAGACAAAGGGAAAUGCCGUACUAGGGAGUUGGUAUAAAAUGUUUGUUGUAGCGGUUCCUGUAAUUCCAAAUGAAAAGACAACUGGACCUAACUAAAAUAAAUGAAUGCCUUUUUGCUAUACUGCAUUAAAUCCUUUAUCAUGCCUCUCAUCCCAUUACAUGUAAUAGCAAUUUUGAAAUAACUGGCUCCAAAGACCACAAGUGGGCAUCUUAUUUCAGACAUUCAAUGUAAGUGUUUAGGCCUAUUUCCCUUGGUACUCAAAACUGAUGUAUUUUGUUUGGUUAUAGUAGCAUCACACAGAGAGACAGUUUAUUUUCACUCAAACCAUUGAUGAGAGUUAAACGUUGUUGAAUUGUGUCAUGCCAUCACACAAUUCCCUCAUAUUCCCCAUGUCCUCUUAAUCUGCCGAACUGCAACACCCAUGGUGUCCUUACAGACUCUAGCCACCAGAGGGCAGGAGGGAACCUGCGUUACUUUGAGAAGCUGCUGUCCAAGCAGCUGAAGGAGCUGAACCAGGAGGUCCAGGAGCCAGCCACAGAGGAGCCCAUCCAGCUGGGGACCUACAAGAGACCCAAGGACUCCCUGCCUGAGAGGGAGAUCUAUGAGGGCCUGUGCAGGGGAGAGGGAGUCAAAAUGGUGAGACUGACUGAAUCGUAUAACACACAGAUAGGGAUUUAUAAGUAAGGAGCAUGAGAUGUAGCCUGGUCCCAGUAUGUGCUAUCAUGUCAACUCCUUGUCACUCGUUGUCAUGGCAUGACAAGGAGUGAUAUGGAGUUGACAAGAGAGCAUUAGCAGACAGGGAUUUACAUGAUAUGGUGUCAGAAGGGGGAUGUCUAAAAACGACACUGUUAUUUAUUCCGUAUGUUGAGUGGUAAUGUGAGGGAACUUUUAGAGAGGUGAUGUGAGGUAACUUAACAGGGUUUGGGAGAGGAGAUGUGAAUUCCUGUCUAACUCCCACACCCUCAACCCAUCCCACCCCAUCCAGACCACUGAGAGGCGCAGCCGGCUGUACUGCCGCUACCAUGACGGGAACAGGAACCCUCGCCUGCUGCUCCAGCCCAUGAAGGAGGAGGACGAGUGGGACAGCCCACAUAUCGUCCGCUACCUCAACGCCCUGUCAGACUCAGAAAUUGAGAAGAUUAAGGAGCUGGCCAAGCCCAGGGUAAGAGGAGCAGUAAACAGUACCAGCAGGGCCACUAUAACCUCGCAGAUUAUCUCUAUUUUUAGAUAUAAUACUAUACUGUAUGUCUUAGUGGUAGUAUUGAAACAUAAUCAUAAGGUGGUGAAUGUCCAAGGAAAAUGAAAUGUUACAAAUACUGUAUGUCAAUAUUUAUUUAUACUUGUCUGUAUAUCUUUGUAUAGCUUGCAAGAGCUACUGUUCGAGACCCAAAAACAGGCGUUCUGACCACAGCAAACUACAGGGUAUCAAAAAGGUGAGUUAUUAUGGGUAAGCAGGGUUUUGGCGCCCUCUGUGGAUCAUGUUUAGCUAUGCUUAAUCUCUGGGUGAAUGAGUGUUGUUGUUAUGUCGAGUCAGUGGAUGUGUUGUCCUUCAGUGCCUGGCUGGAGGGGGAGGAGGACCCUAUUAUUGAGCGUGUCAACCAGAGGAUAGAGGACAUCACAGGUCUGACAACGCAGACUGCCGAGUUACUCCAGGUACACACCACAUACUAUAUAGGACCGUACAUGCGUUCUACCUGUUAGACACGCAUAUUACCUAACACUGGAUACCAUUUUCUGGUGGCUCACUGCUAGAAUACCCCUGUUCACUAUUUGUGAAACUGCAAUGACAUUUUUAACAGACACCUGGUUUUGUGUGACUAGUCUUAAGCUUCAGAUGUUGUCAAAUAAUUCAGCUUCUUCUCUUUUCACUGAACAGAUUGCUAACUACGGGGUCGGAGGACAAUAUGAGCCACAUUUUGAUUUCUCCAGGGUAAGGGUAACCUCUAGACAGACUAAAAUUGCUCUCUGUUGCAUCUGAAAAGGGAUGCAACAGGCAUGCAAUGGUUUAUCCUGCUGGGUUCUAUGGAGAAGUAUGUUUUCCCGUGUAUGUUGACUUGUGAUAAAAAAUUACUUCCGUAGCACACACAUUUACCGCUGCGCUGUUGACAGUGUUAGCUGUCAACAUGCAAGACAUUGUCUAAGACAAAUGUGGACCUAUAAAGUUUUGGCAGGGGGUUCUCCAUAUCAUUGAUCAUCCACUGCUAGAAUAGUAUGUAAUCUUAAGAGAGGCCCUGAAUUCCUAUAUGGCAGAUUGCCAAACGAGACCUAGGUAUUAUCUCAAAUGGCACCAUAUUCCCUAUAUAGUGCACUACUUUUGACCAGGGCUCUGGGACGCAUCUAGGGAUGCAUAUUCCUAGAAGGAGAAUACUUUUUCUAGUAAUAAUAUAAAUCAUCACAUUUUCACACAUAAUCACGUUUUUCCAUGCAUGCUGCCUUUGAUAUGUGGUGAUUGAGUUAUGGAGUUCAUUAAAAACACAUUCAAUACACGUUCAGAAGUUGUUUUAUUUUAAGUUUUUGUCAAAAAGAUCACAGCAGGAUGAAGAUUGCAUUUUUAACCUCGGGCACAGUUGAAGUUUUUAUAGUGAGUACUGUGUGUAUAUUUCUUCUGUCUGGAAGGUUUCAGACUGUGCACUCAAGAUGCCCGGGGUCACCACCCACUUGUAGACAGUAGCUCUACUGAUUCCCAGUGUUGCUCAUGGGAGCUGCACAAAGCAUCAAUUGACUUCAUGAAAAGAUAUCCAUAUAAUCUAAUCAUCUAAUUAUUCAAUAUUAUAUUAUUUUCGAUACACUGAAUAUUCAAUAGUUGCUCAUAUUUUGUGAAAUUGGUUAGGCCUCACUGAUUUUCAGUAACUAUGUUAAGUCAAACAGAUGUUAAUAAUCAAUUUAGUUAUAGGGCCCUAGUGGCGGGAUCCUAGAGUUAUUCAUUUCAGUCUGGGUUAAAAGUUAUAAACAUUUGUUGCAGCGUCCUCAGGACAUCAUGGUCGAUGGAAAUAGACUUGCUACCUUCCUGAACUACGUAAGUACAUGUCUCUGUGUGUGUUCAACUUGUGUUUUACUCUCAAAUUUUAUCUUCAUAGAAAGAUGAACCUGAUGCUUUCAAAACAUUAGGCACUGGAAAUCGUGUGGCUACUUUUUUAAAUUACGUAAGUAUGCGUAACCAGUUGCUGCUGUCAAUUUAUAGUAGCAAUUUACAGUAGCAGUUACUGAUAUAGAUUUGGACUCUUCUUUUUGGGUCUCCAUUUUGUAUAAUGUUUGUUUUUGGCAGAUCCAUGACCUCUAUUUGAAUAUUGGACUUCAAUUGAUUGACAUUUCCAUGUUUGUCAAACAUCUGACAAUCAGUGUUACCGCAUACUCAUACCAUCACUAACCUAGUAGAUGGUUGUCGGAAGAAACGUGAUAAAAUACUGGACAUUUACCGUUGGAGUCUCUGUCUGUCAAUUUCAGUGCAUAUUGCGGUGUGUUGUACCCCCUACCCCAUAACAUGCUAUCUCGUUUCUUGGUCCAUGCUAAUACAAUAUAAUGCAUGAUGUGAGUGUGUAAAUAGAGAAGAAUGCCAUGCUUUGCAGAACUACAGCGCUUUUGGAUGAUUCAUUUUUCUACUGCACUUCUGUCUAGUUGAAUGGCUGGCUCUUAUGGACUUGGUGUUGGUGUAUAAUAGUAUAAUGGUGUAUGAUAAACAUAUUAUGUUUAGUGUCAUUAAACAAUUUGUCAUAGUUUCAAGACUUUCAAGACACUUAUUUAGAUCUUCAGUAGUCUUUACAUUGCUAUUAUUAUUAUUUUUAAAUUAAGAUCACUUUAUUCGUCAAUUGUACACAUGGUCCAAUAGAAAUGUAACUUUGCUUUAUCCCAACCCCUCUGAAAGACACAUGUAUACAUAUACAGGUUGGAGCAGGGGGCUGCCACACUGGGCGCCCAUGGAACAGUUGUUAUGGGUGGUUAAGUGCCUUGCUCAAGGGCACAACAACAAGCAAUGUCAUGUAGGAUUUGAUACCGUCAGACCUGGGAUUAUAACUGGCAACAUUCCGGUUGCUGAGUCCCCUCUCUAACUGAUAGGCUACCUGUAACUUGUAUCAUUACACACCUGUUAUAACAGUGUAUCCUUGUAAAGUCAGUACACAUUUCUUACAGUAUAGUAAAUUCAUAAGUGCAGUUACUGUAUAUCAGUAAAGCCAGCUGACAGGGUUUUGUUUUCCCUGACAGAUGAGUGAUGUUGAAGCGGGAGGAGCAACUGUGUUCCCAGACUUUGGAGCAGCUAUCUAUCCCAAAAAGGUGAGAGACAAACCAUUUACCUACUCUUACACAAGUACAGCCCUCAUCACUAUAGGGCCAGGAGCUUUUCCUGACCAUGUGACCUGGUCAGGAAAAACUCUUGGCUCUAGAUUUUCCUGGUCGGGUCACAUGGUCAGGGAAAACUCCUGGCCCUAUUCAUCAAAUAUAUGUAACCCUGGGUUGAGAGGGCACACAAUAUCUUAUAGUGGUCCAUCAUGUCAAUGCAGUGGUGACUUACAUGUGCUGAACAGGGUAUGUCUCCUCUAUGUGUGUCCACAGGGAACUGCAGUCUUCUGGUACAACCUCUUUAGGAGCGGAGCGGGAGACUACAGGACCAGACACGCUGCCUGUCCUGUGUUAGUAGGAAGUAAAUGGGGUGAGUUGGAUGGAGAGUUUAAUCCAAACACACAAGCAGCCUCUAAUCUCAAUAUCAAUAAAUUCAUUGGUGUCAGUCAUUUGAUGUGUUUCUUUGACUACUUCCUAGUCAGUGUUCCUUGUAUGUAUCUCUAUUGUAUCUCUCACGUAGGCUGCAAUCAAACCUUCAUAGCAAUGUUACUGCAGGGUCGUUCCAUAUCAAAAAGCACAAGAAAGAGGAUUUUGACACCUACCAUCUCAGAUUGUUCUGAAAUCGUUUCUGUAGUUCGAAACAGAUAAGAUUUUCAUUCCUGAAACAUUAUUUUGUCAAAAUAUAAUUUGAUCUUUGAGAAAUGAAGAUAAGUGAUUGCACCCAAAUUGCUCAUGAUGAAAAUACUGUAAAUUAUGUGGUCAUACAAGUCAAGCCAGUUCUCCAUGAAAUAAAUGUUGUUGGCCUUCUCUUAGCAACCAUUUUUGGAUUCCUCAUGUCUUACUCAUUGGUAAGAAGAAGUUUGGUCCAAAUCGGAGGUUGGGUACUAUAUUUAUUGAAUAUUAUAUGAAUCCUAUCAAAUAAAAUGGCCAAUUUGGGUGCAAUCAAUUAGAUUAAUUUCUCAACGAUGAAAUUAUAUUUCAACAAAAUAAUGUUGAAGGAAUGCUUAUCUUAUCUGUUUCUAACAAUCUGAGAUGGUGGGUGUCAUGGCUUGAGCAAAUGACAUAGAAAGUCUGCCUGCACAUACACUUACAGUACCAUCAGAAAGUAUUCACAACCCUUUACUUUUUUGUGUUACAGCCUGAAUUUAAAAUUGAUUAAAUUGGGAUGUUUUGUCACUGGCCUACACACAAUGCCCCAUAAUGUCAAAGUGAUAUUAUUUUUUCUAAAUUUUUACAAGGUAAUUAAACUUAAAAGCUGAAAUGUCUUGAGUCAAUAAGUAUUCGACUCCUUUGUUAUGGCAAGCCUAAAUACAUUUGCUUAACAAGUGACAUAAUAAGUUGCAUGGACUCACUCUGUGUGCAAUAAUAGUGUUGAAUGACUACCUCAUCUCUGUACCCCACACAUACAAUUAUCUGUAAGGUCCCUCAGUCGAGCAGUGAAUUUCAGUGAACAAAGAUUCAGCCAAAAAGACCAGGGAGGUUUUCCAGUGCCUCGCAAAGAAGGGCAUGUAUUGGUUGAUGGGUUAAAAUAAAAAAAGCAGACAUUGAAUAUCCCUUUGAGCAUGGUGAAGUUAUGAAUUACACUUUAGGAUGGUCAUUACACCCUGUCAUUACAAAGAUACAGGCAUCCUUCCUAACUCAGUUGCCAGAGAAGAGGGAAACCACUCAGGGAUUUCACCAUGAGGCCAAUGGUGACUUUAAAACAGUUACAGAGUUUUUAAUGGCUGUGAUAGGAGAAAACUGAGGAUGGAUCAACAACAUUGAAGUUACUCCACAAUACUAACCUUAUUGACAAAGUGAAAAGAAGGAAACCUGUAUAGAAUAAAAAUAUUCUGAAACAUGCAUCCUGUUUGCAACAAGGCACUAAAGUAAUACUGCAAAAUAAAUGUGGCAAAGCAAUUAACCUUUUAAGCAUAGUGAUGGCUGCAUCAUGUUAUGGGUAUGCUUGUAAUCGUUAAGGAAUGGGGAGUUUUUCAGGAUAAAAAAGAAACGGAAUGGAGCUAAGCACAGGCAAAAUCCUAGAGGAAACCUGGUUAAGUCUGCUUUCCAUGAGACACUGGGAGAUGAAUUCACCUUUCAGCCGGACAAUACAUCAAAUUAAAUGUUAUUUGUUGCAUACACAUAUUUAUAUAUAUGUGUGUGUGUGUGUGUAUACAGUGCAUUCAGAAAGUCAUGAUCAACUCUGAGAUGGAGAUGUGUCGCGCUGCAUGAGGCAAAUGGUGGUCACGCCAGACACUGACUGGUUUUCUGAUCCCUACCUUUUUUUAAGGAAUCUGUGACCAUCAGAUGCAUGUCUGUAUUCCCAGUCAUGUGAAAUCCUUAGAUCUGGGCCUAAUGAAUUUAUUUAAAUUGACUGAUUUCCUUAUAUCAACUGUAACUCAGUAAAACCUUUGAAAUUGUUGCAUGUUGCAUUUAUAUUUUUGUUCAGUAUACUUGAAAAUCUAUGGCAAGACCUGAAAAUUAUUGUCUAGCAAUGAUCAACAACCAAUUUGACAGAACUUGAAGAUUUUGAAAAUAAUAAUGGGCAAAUGUUGCACAAUCCAGGUGUGGAAAGCUCUUAGAGACUUACCUAGAAAGACUCACAGCUGUAAUUGCUGCCAAAUGUGCUUCUACAAAAUAUUGACUCAGGGGUGUGAAUCCUUAUGUAAAUAAGAUAUUUCUGUAUUUCAUUUUCAAUAAAUUUGCCAUAAUUCCUAAAAACAUGUUUUCACGUUGUCAUUAUGGGGUAUUGUGUGUAGAUGGGUGAGUUUUAUUUUUUUUUCCAUUUGGAUUUUAGGCUGUAACACAAGAAAAUGUGGAAUAAGUCAAGUGGUAUGAAUACUUUCUGAAGGCACCGCACUUUGAGAAUAGGAAGCAUCUACCUGUGAGUGGAGUCUUCCUGGUAGUUGUAGGUUUUAACAGAGCCCUAGUGUCACACAUUGGAGAUAAUUGAGACUGACACUGAAUUGAGACUGACAUACAUUUAUUUUUAUCUGUUGCCAGUGUCCAACAAAUGGAUCCACGAGCGAGGUCAGGAGUUCAGGAGGCCAUGUGGCAUGACAGAAGUGGACUGAACUUGACCUCUCACCCCUAACCCCUGGCUGGAGGAGUACACUCCACCUGCAGUGCCUGAACUUUUGAUUGAUCACACACACACACACACACACAAACACACACACAAACACACCUACUGUGGUAUCCAUUAUGGCUUUUAACAAUGAUCUGAAGCUUGGGACUCUGCAGUAACUAUGCAGAUAAAGAGAAAUGGAUUUGUGAAUGCAGAUUAAAGUCUCUGAUUUCUUGUUUUGUUUACAUGUUAUUUGUUUAGCAUUCAGAUGUUUUAUACAAAAAUGACUUAUGAAUAACCACAUACUGACUGCACAACCCUAUCAGAACUUACUGCUUCAUCUGUUCCUGUCCAUUUCGUUUGUAUUUAUAGACUGCUUAAAUUAUUACACUGUAUGAUUGUGACAUUUUUUUAUAGAAUAAACACUGUCUUUUAUUAGAAGUGCAGUAGGUCUACAUUCAUUAUUGUGAUGGCUGAUCUCUCUGCCGGCUCUGUCAAAUUAAGUCGUUAUGAGGUUUUGCCUAGUCCUAACCUAUUUUAUGAUUUCGUUUUUUUCAAUUAGCCUAAAAUGGGCUAAGGCUCAUGAUUUAUAUCUGACAGCCUGAUAAAUCCCAUCAACGCUGCCUGCAUGAUCUAAAUGCAAGAAAAAAGGACUAGUCAACAUCAGAUAUGAACAACUUCAGGAGUUAGCCACUAGCUGAUGGGAAGCUGCCUGAGGGUCAGUCUGUUUGUGCUAUCAUGCCUACAGAUAUGAGACCAGGCUAGAUGGGAAGGCCUAUAUGGUAACCUUGUGAACAAAGUUGUGUAACGUUACUGUUUCAUAAUGUCAUCACCACCAUUUGAGAAAUGCUAUUCAUGUAUGUUAAGCAAUGCCAUCAUCACCACCUAGUAAGGAUGACAUGUUUUCCAGAUUAACACAUCCCAACUGUUCCCGACAGAGAAUUGUAGCAAAGCGGUGAUGAGUGCGCCAUUUCUCCUACAAACAUGGGGCUUGUUCCUCUGCCCAGGCGUUGAUGAUGCAUGCCAGAUUUUACAACGCCUGGAUAGGUAUUUUAAGUACCAUAUGUUAUAGCAAUCUGGUGUCCGACAGCACAGUUGAUGACCUGGUACGCAACCAUUGGUGGAUGCAUCCAAUGUCUGAGCAGGGUAACGUGACCAAACUCUAUGGGCGCUUUCAACAUUGCAGUCGAUUUUAAAGGUGAGUCAAGACUGACUAGUCAAAUCACCUACAAAAUAACUACUCAAUAUUAUUUGUAGAUCAGUCAGUCACAAUUUACCCAUGCUACAUCACGGUUUUGAUGCUCUCGAACAAGGACUAAUGGACAGGGACUCAUUUCCGAGCAGACUGCGAUUUGGUAACAUCUCAGCCUUUACCCUGUAACUCAUUACAGUAAUGUUGUUGUCAACAUUUUCCCUGACUUUGAGUAAGUUAUUGUUCCAGUAUUCAAGAAAACCACCUAGUUGCCUUUUUCUCUUUCAUCUUUUGAGAUAUCGCUUUUGACUCAAUCGAAUGUUCGGUUCACGAGAAAAAGAUUUGAUGAGAAAAAAUCCAAUAUGGUGGACCGUAUGGGUCCUUGAGGCAAAUUUGGUCCUUAUAAUGAGAAACACUUAAUUACCAAGUUUCGGGAUUUAAUGUCAAGCGGAGCGGCGGGGCUGAGCCUUAGACUUUGAAUGCAUAUUACAGCACCACCUAUGGGCCAAUGUGUGCUGUUUUUGGUGUCUGUGAGUAGCAGUGUUGAUAUACUUUGAUAUUGCCUGUGAGACACGGUACCUUAAUAUUUGAUGUUCAUAUUUCCUGGAAUCUUGGUUCGUUUUGUCUGAACAUUUGAUCUACACUGAGUGUACAAAACAUUAGGAUCACCUUCCUAAUUUUGAGUUGCACCCGCAUUUGCCCUCAGAACAGCCUCAAUUCAUCAGGGCAUGGACGAAGGUGGCGAAAGCCUUCAACAGGUAUGCUGGCCCAUGUUGACUCCAAUGCUUCCCACAGUUGUGUCAAGUUGGCUCGAUGUCCUUUGGGUGGUAGACCAUUCUUAAUACACCCGGGAAACUUUUGAGCGUAAAAAACCUGGAAGUGUUGCAGUUCUUGACACACUCAAACCGGUGCGCCUGGCAACUACUGCCAUACCCCGUUCAAAGCCACUUAAAUAUUUUGUCUUGCCCAUUGGCACACAUACACAAUCCAUGUCUCAAUUCUUAAAAAUCCUUCUUUAACCUGUCUCCUCCCCUUCAUCUACACUGAUUUUAUUUGAUUUAACAAGUGACAUCAAUAAGGGAUCAUAGCUUUCACCUGGAUUCACCUGGUCAAUCUAUGUCAUGGAAAGAGCAGGUGUUCCUAAUGUUUGGUACACUCAGUGUAUAUGGGAACCCAUGUACUGUAGAUGAGAUCAGCUGUGGGCCUACACGUAAAGGUCUCAUUCCCACCUCUCUGCCAUGAUAUCUCCAAACUGCCUUGUUCCAUAACCGUCUAAUUUGCACUUACCCUACUAUGACUGUGGGACAUCUUACCAUGUGCUUCUAUUUAAGUAUUGACUGAACACAGGAAAGAAAUGUUAAUGUUACCGCACAAGUCUAAUUUACUAUCUGUCCACACCCAUAAAUACUUUUCUUAAAGACUUUUCUCUCUACGCGCAGACUCCCUUAGCCUUGUUUGGAUAUUAUGUCAAAUUGCUGUCCACAUUCCCUAGAUAUCCUCUCAUGACAGGUUUGUAUGUUGAUGAGGGUGCACUUUGUGGUUCAUUUGAGACAAACAGAUGACACCCUAACAGAAUACACGUGUUGGGUAAGAGAGUUCCAUGUAAGAGUUACGAAAUAGGAGGAGUUGCUACAGAUGUUGUUUUUCCCCAUGUAUUACACAACGUUGGUCAUCCACAUCUCUGCACUACCUGGCCCUGGCCAAAAAUAGUGCACUAUAUAGGGAAUAGGGUGCCAUUUGGGACUCAGCCUAUGAUUCAUAAGCAUGGCUUUAUGUCUUCUGGUGUUUCACCAUAAAUGAAGCCAUGUACACAACCUGUCAUUACAAGGAUUAACAGUAGUCCAUGGUGGUAUCUCCAUAAACCUGGUUCAGUUCAAUGCUAAAUACUCAGUUAAACUAAAUGCAUUUCUACUUAGGCGUUAUGACACAUACGCCAACAGGGAGGUACAGUAGUAGGGGUUUAGCGCCUACAUGGUUUUGCACAACUUCCUGCCAUUUUGCUCCCUCUGUCUAUCUCUUGUUUACAGCAUUUGUAAGACAAUGUGGCUAACACGCUCUUACUUGUACCAUAAUCUGUGGCCUUAAACUGUUACAGUAGGUUACUCAAUUGAGAGUAGUGCGAAUGAAAAUAUGCUCUAAUUGCCAUGACUGUGCUUUAUGAAAACUGUAGGCGCAAGUGACUCAAGAUGUAAGGGUUUGACCAGACUCAUUGACGUGGACAUGUUUGGCUUCUAGACUGCCUUUGGAAUAGUGUGUCUUUCAGAACAUAGUAGUUGUAUCUUACCACAGGAUUUCUGCUUUGGACUCUCAUCUUGGAAUCUGAGAAGAAUAAGAUUUUAUUUGCUGGUUCUACAUCAACAUUGGGUAUAUGUGGAGUUUUACUGAAAUAGGGUUAGAGCUGUGCGACUAGCCAAGAAAUGGAAGCAAAUUGUCUUCGACGUGUGGUUUUAUUAUUGCUGAUAGGCUGGACUUUCUGUGCUGAAGAGACUGAGUUCUACUCCUCUACAGGUAAAGUUAUCAUAUACAUUUUUAGAUGCACAUUCACUGAAUCAAUACCUUAUAGUCAGGAUUGAGGUCAGUCACAGAUUUGUGAUUAAAGAGGAUUCACUAUUAGUGUAUGUGCACCUCUGUGUCUAUGAGCGUCAGAUGGUAUUCAUGGGGAAUGGCAUUUUCCCCUUCCUGACAGAUCACAUGAUGGAGCUGGUUGUCAUUGAGCGGAGCCUAAUCCAGAGCCUCAGAGAUUACAUCACAGCACAGAAACAAUGCAUAGACCGAUUCAACAGGUGACAGUGCAGAGGGUAGUGGGUUUAUGUGAAAUUUCCACUUCCACUGUCACAUAAUAUUCAGCAAUUAACCUCAUUUAUCCAUUGCGGGAAACUGGGUCCUUGUGAUUCCACUUAAAAGUGAUAUAUCUUUUGGCACAAUAAUUAAGUCUAAGUCCUCUAAAAAGAGAGUUGCAAUUAGUUUUUAUUGUUUUAUUGAUCUUAUUGGCAAUAAAGAAAAAAAUAACGAAUACUCCUAGAUUGCUGUCAGGAAAUCUUCAUUUUCUGAAAAAAAUAAAAAAUGUUGCCUGUGUGUUUCGGCCCCAUUCUGGUCUUCACCAGGGUAGGUGGACAUGUAGAUACAGUAUGUGGCUGUUGAAAGAAAAUGAUCAUUUUCCAACCGUAAUCUAGGAGUUUUUAUUUUUUUUAUUUUUUGUGGCUUCUGGUGCCACAGGUCCUACAUACUCUUCUGCUGGUCUCAGAUAAUCAUAUUUUCUAAUAAUCCAACACAGUGUUCUUGAAGCCUGUGAAAAUGCCUCUGGAGACUUCCCAGAGGACCUGGAAAAACACAUCAGCAACCCUUUCACUGCAUACAAGCUGGUGCGAAGACUGAGGCAGGAGUGGAACAUGGUGGAACAAGUUGCCAAGACAUGUUCUUCAUAUAUUGAAGGUAGUGAUCUAAUAUCUUGAAUUUGAAUUAACAUCAUUAGAUGUAUACAGUAUCCACAUAGUAUCUAUCUGCAAGAUAUACACACUUCCACUGUUGAUUUAAGCCUUGAAUUUAGGGGGGAUGAUCUUUGUUUUCAGUUUGUGUGUGCGUGUACGUGUUAAUACAACAUCAUGUUUUUAUGGAUCGAUGAUGCAGAUUAAGCUUUCGCGGUCUCCCCUCCCCUUUGGACAUAAAGAACAUAUACUGUAUGUAAGAGUGCUGGCAUUACUUAUUGACUUGGUCUGCAUGCAGUUUGAGCAUGUGCUUCUGACCUUUUGUUCAGACAGACAGAGAGGGGUGAAUGUGGCUGAUUCUGACCCACAGUAUGGAUCCUUGUUCCCAAAAAAGAUGAAUGGCACCUCUCCCACACUGCCUGAGACCUGACACUGUACUGUACUUUACACUGGAGAUCCCACAGGCCUCCUCUAUGGAACUUUUAAUACCCCUCGUUAGUCUUUAUGUAUCCCAUUGUAUAGGGAUCCCCCUCACAUAGGGCGUCCUCCACAAAGUUAUAUUUUUUUUAAUCACAGAUAUUAUCUACAAGGCUUGUAAUCUAAUCUAUGUUCACCUUAUUACAACUAUUGGUUGUAUAAGUGUGUCUUAAAUAACCGUAAUCAAACUUACUCAAGGUUACACAAGACCAUUACUAAACCAGUUAUGCUUGGACAUAAAAUAUUAAGUGUGACCACAAGACCCAAGGUGUGUCCCAAAUGGCACCAUCUUCCUAAUAUAGUGCACUACUUUAGGGCUCUGGUCAAAAGUAGUGCACUAGGGAAUAAUAGUGUGGCAUUUUGAACGCAGCCUUACUCAACCUUACACAACUCCAUUACUAAACCAGUUACGUAUGCUUGGAAAUGAAUGUGUUAAAAGUGACUAGACCCAGUGUCCAUUAAUUCUUGUUCCAUUUCUCCCUGCCGUGUUUAAACCUUUCCCAUACAUCUAGAUUUCCUGGCUAAUGUAUCACUGGUCUCCCAGCGGCUCCCCAGUGAGAAGGACAUGGAUGGGGUUGCACUGGGUCUCGUGCGUCUACAGGACAUAUACAGACAACAGCAAAUGCAAAUCAUUAUAGUAGAUGUGUCAGGUGAGACUAACCUGGGAACUGUACAUCUACGAACAUUUAGUGUGUAAUCAUUCUGGUAAAUCACACCAUUGCAGUUUAAGCCUCCUAAGAAUAGUCAUUUUCCUAGUCAUUUUCUCUUAAUAGCAACAUACCUAAAUUGACCAUUCAAUGAUCACAAUUGCUUGAUGAUUUCUGUAAGAUUAAUCAUUUUUGUGCUUUAUUGGGCAAAAAAAACUAUAUUUAGUACUUGAGUAAUAUCUUUCCUUUAAACUAACAUUGGACUAAACACAUCACAAACAAUAAUCAACAGUCCUCUUUGCCCUCAAUGGCUCUGGACCACAAUAACUCAGCAAGCCACUCAUCCAGGGUUACCAGGUCAAGCUAAAAUUCCUAGCCCAAUGAAGGCUAAAAACCUGUCCAAAAGGCUUGAAAACUAGCCGUUUUUUUUCACAGCAAGAGAGGAGUUGCCAUAUUUAUACAAUAUUAUUUUUUCUCCAUAAUGUUAUCGAGCCAAUUAAGAAGGAAUAUCAUAGUAACUUGUAAUGAUGUUAGAAGCAAAAUUCAGGUUUCCUCAAAAUAAUAAUUAUUGCAAGCUAUGACAUGACGUAAUAAAGGAAUUUGAAUAUGUGGCAAGAGAAAAGAUCAUUCGCAUUCAUUAAACUCGCCAGAUCAGGAGGUAUGGUAUAUGGCCAAAAUACCAAGGCUCUGGGCUGUUCUUAAGCAUUACGCAAUGCAGAGUGCCUGGAUACAGCCGUUAGCUGUGGUAUAUAUAUAUAUUUUUUAAAUUAACUUUUAUUUAACUAGGCAAGUCAGUUAAGAACAAAUUAUUAUUUACAAUGACGGCCUACACCGGCCAAACCCGGACGACGCUGGGCCAAUUGUGCGCCGCUCUAUGGGACUCCCAAUCACGGCCAGUUGUGAUACAGCCUGGAAUCGAACCAGGGGGUCUGUAGUGACGCCUCAAGCACUGAGAUGCAGUGCCUUAGACCGCUGCGCCACUCGGGAGCCCAAAAUGGGCCAUAUACCGCAGACCCUGGGGGUGCUUUAUUGCGAUUAUAAACUGUUUACCAACAUAAUUACAACAGUAAAAGGUAAUGUUUUUCAUAUCCGUGGUAUAUGGCCUGAUAUACCACGGCUUUCAGCCAAUCAGCAUUCAGGGCUUGAACCAGGUUUCUAAUUGUAAAUAAACCCUCUUUGCGCAUGUGCAUAACUAUAGAUAUAUCCGAUAGGUGAGUGCUGAAAAUUGGACAGAGGAUCUCGAAAUCUCUGAGCAAGAAAACUUGGAUGAACAUAAAAAACAAAUGUUAGGCUAUUUUCUGCCAAUUGUGCUGUUAUUAUGUGCCAAAUGUUAAGACUACAAACGGCCCAUUUGCGAGAUUUACUUGUCAUUUCAAUAGGCAUAGGCUACAGACUAAAAUCUGGGAUUAUGAUUGUAAUUCAAUGUUGCCAUGGUUUGCUUGGAUAAAGUCAGGAAGCAUAUAGCCCCUGAUAGGCCUACAUCUCAUUUCAGAUAGUCUACAGUAGCCUAGACAAGAUGUAGGCAAUAUGUAAACUGAACGAUUUAGCAGCUUGCUUAGUUCAAAUUAACACACUAAUUUAUUCAACAUGAAUAGCGAGGCGAUUAAGAGGUGCUUGUGUUUCCCAAUAGCCUGCUGGAAUAGGCUACUGAGGAUGGGGUCAUAAUUUCAAUCACUGAAUUAAAUAUUAAUAAUAUGUAUAUGAACUGAAUAUGCUUGUCAACAACAGCCAGUGUUUAUUUUUUAGAAUUUGUUUUACCUGUAGCCUAAUCUGACUACUGUUACUGUCAAUCUAACGCGUUCUAACAACUGAUCGGCAAUUGCGAAAGAGCUUUGAUAAUUUCCAAUUGAAUUAACUAAACAUGACCAUUAAUAAUUGCAUAUUAACACAAGGCUACAACAACAAUAAACUGAAGUUAUAGGCUAUUUAUUAAACUGGUUUGCCGCCAGCUCCAGGUAGGUUACACAAGUGGCACAAAUGAAUUUGCAAUGACUCCAGUGAUAUCAUUUCAUUUCAACAUAUCUAUUGUAUCAAAAAGAACCACGCGAGGGAGUUCCAUAAAUUCCAUUUCAAAUUUCCACUCCGGCAGCCUCCGAGACCCAAGAACUGAGCAUGCAUAAAACACUUCGCUUGAUACCGUUUUCUUUAAGCAGUCAACAUUGGAAUGCAGUUUAAACCACCUUGGAAUGUAUGUAAUGCGCGCACACACACACACACACGCGCGCGCGCGCGCACACACACACACACACACACACACACACACACACCCCUACGGCCCUCUCCAACACUCACUCACUCAGCACCAGCCUGCCUCCCUGCCUGACAGUCAGCAGCAGCAGGUCACAGUGAUAUAUAUGUAUAUCUAAGAGAAAUGUCAUGGCGGCCGCGGUGCAACUUCGAAAUAGGCCAAAAACCCGCAACCCGCGACAAAUCCAUUUUCACCCGCAAAAUCGUUUUCAAAGUAGCCCAAUUUCAGGAAAAUUACGAACAUGGCAACACUGCCCUCAUCCCCAAAUAUUACUCCGGUUCAUAGAUCAAAGACUGUCUGUCCCUAAAACCCGCCUAAAAAUGAUGGGUUACCUAGCGUUCUGCCCUUUCUGCCCCCAGCUGUGGAAUGAGCUUCCCCUCCACCCCCACUUCAACCUCCACACGGUCCAGACCAUCACAACCUUCAGUCUGGGCUAAAGACUCAUUUUUACCUACUGGCCUUCGUCUAAAUGUCCUUGUGGUCCAAUGUUAAACCCCCCUAGAGUUGAUUGACGCACCCGUGUGUUUAUGCUAGAUAUUUGCAGUUUCUUCUAGUGGCUGCAGCUCAAUCCCUUCUUUCCGCUGAAAUAACGUUUGCUCCUAUUCCAUAACAUGGGGCUUGUGAAAGCCGCCUUUUUCUACACAUGAGAGAAUUCGGUCAAGAAACUCCUCACCAAAUAAUCUGUAAAAUCCGAACCAUGUGAGCUACAAAUGAUUAUGUAACCAAUAUGGAAAGGGGAGACUCUCACUCUCAAGACAGUAGGCAGGUUUCCAUUGACCCAGGUUUAUUCGACAAAAGCAAUGUCGCAACAAAAAACCUUAUAGGGGUCCUAAAAUUCCAAAUCAAAUGGCUAAAUGAUACAUUUUAUGACCAUCUUAAAACAAUUCCACACGUUAGCUUAGUAGAUAUUGCGAUUUAAGGGCUUAGACCUACAGGGGUUACGUUUUAAAAGUUCUACCAUUUAGUCUUUUGUUGCCUCCAAUAGUCUAUGUUUCUUGUUCAGUAUCUCUCCUCUAUCCUUUCAAAUAAAAUACAUAUAAUUUUUCAUACAUUUUUUAAGGUUGUUGCUGUGUUCAGAGCUUUGUGAUUUCUGUCUCUACAAAUGAAACAUACAAAUAAAAUGUAGCAUUAUUUGCUUUGCUUCACAGGCCAGGUAAAUGUGCCGCUCUUGGAUCCAGAUGAGUCCUUCCACAUUGCCAUGGUGGCCCUGCAGAACCACAAGUUCCAGUAUGCCCUGCUCUGGCUCCAGGAGACCUUCAGGCAGCUGGAGGAGGGCAUCCCAGCCCUGGUGACCAGGAGAGAGGUUCUGACCUACCUGGGUCCCCUAGCCUUUCAGAUGGGCAAUCUGCCUCUAGCAUUGGAGCUAAUGCAACAGUUGCAGGAGCUGGGUAUGUGGGCCUAUGUUACAUAAAGGAGCAGUUGUUUCUCUUAUGCAAUGGUUUCAAAAACAACACAUUGAUCAUUAAUCUCUAGAGAGUGAGCCCUCUUUUCCUGUGAAGUAUUUGACCUUGUUAAUUUGAUAUCUGGACUCAAGUUUGAGAGUUAGCGAAGAUGUGCUACAUAACAGUGUGUGUCUGUCAAAACACUUCCUCCCUUUAGACCCCAGUAGCAUGCAGACCAUGGUGCACCUGGCCUACUACAGAACCCUGAGAGAGAGCAUCCAGUGUGGGAGCCAGACACAAACACCCUCAUUGCCCUCAGAUGCACCCGUGGACAUCUUAACACUAAUCAAACCAGCAAGCGAAACCUCAUACGAAUCUCUUUGCAGAGGGGAGGGCAUCAAAAUGGCAAGUCCCUCGUAAUCAAUAACAAAUAGCAACGUACUAUGAAUUGAAAUGAACAGUCUCUCCUUAACAUCCGUAACAAAGCUGGCCAUAGGUCAGCGCUCACACAAUGUUUGGUUCUGAGCUGCCAACAUGAACUUUUCCAUGAAUUCUGUACUUGUGAGUGUAUAAAUAAAAUAUGUUGUGUCUGUGCUUACCAGACCCCAAGGAGACAGAAGACAUUGCGGUGCAGGUACAGCACUGGUAGAGGCAAUCCUCGGCUCAUCUAUGCCCCUAUAAAAGAGGAGCAGGAAUGGGACCAUCCACUAAUAAUACGAUAUCAUGACCUUGUAUCUGAAAGGGAGAUUGAGACCAUAAAAAACCUAUCCAGAUCAAAGGUACUGUAGCUUGAUUUGAACCUACUAAGAAUAUAUUCACAAGUGUGUUUAUAUUUUGGACUCAAUUUUGUGUUGUGCAUUGUGACCAAGCUUGACAGAGCAAAGGUGUCAGACCAUGUCACAGGGGAAAGAUUUUCAACUGAAACCCGUGUGGCUAAAAGGUAGGUUAUUUUUAUGUUGUUAUAAAAUUUUGCAUUUUUAUUAGCGUAUUGAAACACAUUAUUCAUUAAGCAGACAGGAUGUGGUAAUGUGGAACUUCUAUUUGAAUAGCUACUUAUACACCAUAAAGCCUUUCUCUGUUUGUUUUCUAUACAUCCUCUAUUUUUGCAAAUGCCACUUGCAAAGCUUGACAAUCAGGAUCAAUCAUAGACCAAAGAUUCCGUGAUACCCUCUGACGAUAUGUGACCCUAUGACUUUGUCUAAACCCUUUGUGUUGUGUGGCCAGUGCUUGGCUGGCUGAUGAGGACAACCCUGUCAUUUCCCGUGUUACCCAGAGAAUGGCUGACCUGACUGGGCUGGACAUGAAGGCAGCAGAGAUGCUCCAGGUAGGCGACAGCUAGAGGCAGAGCUCAGGGUUAAGCCUGGGUGUUGGCUGGAGGAUAAGGUUAGGGUUAAGGGAUUAGGGUGUUGAAUUUUUUGAAUGUCUCAAAUGCCAGUUUUUCCAGGUUGCAAAUUAUGGGAUUGGGGGCCAAUAUGAACCACACUUCGACUACAAGGUAAACAUUAACAUAAUUUGACAAUGGUAUGUGUUAUUUGUUCAACAAGCAUAUUAAGUAAUAUUCUUAUGCUCCACAGCUGACCAAUGACACAGACUACAUGACGAGGGGUGGCAGGAUCGCAACCAUCUUAAUCUAUGUAAGACUGCUGUAUAUCGAUAUCUCUGGUUAAAAUGUAACACAGUAAUGAAACGUGACUGUGUUGUACAUAAUGUCUCCCUCCUCUGAUCUAUGCCAGAUGAGUGAUGUGGAAGUGGGUGGAUCGACUGUGUUCCCUGAUAUAGGCGCUGCUCUACGACCACACAAGGUACAGUCAAAGUUGAUUCAUCAUUAUCAUUAUUCAUGGUUAUAUGGGUAGUGACAGCAACGUUAAACACUAUAGGUGUCCGUGUGCGUUGUCCAAAUGCCAGCGAUGCACAACUCAGGCCCGCAGUUCUGCUGCUUUAUGGUUUUCCCUGGCACUUAACUGGUUGCACAUACCUGGUUUCUCAGGUAAAAAUCAGUCUCAUACACUAUAGAUGGUCCUUAAUGAGCACUGGAGCUGUGCAUCCUUGCCCUAAGCCAGUAAAACAUGAGUAGUGCUUGUAGAUCUGGAUUGAGGUAUGCGCAUGAACUCAUUGUUACCUGUGUCAUCUGCUAUAGGGUUCAGCGGUGCUGUGGUACAACCUUUUGCAGAAUGGAGAGGAGGAUGCUAGGACCCUACAUGCUGCAUGCCCUGUGUUUGUGGGCAAUAAAUGGGGUAAGUUCCCAUCAACACCUAUGCUUCAUAGUAUGGACAAUUACAUAGAAAAACGUUUUUUGUAAUGACAAAAGACAAAAUCUCAUCACUUAUUAUAGCAAUUUUAUUUCAAUUAAGACAUAAUAAUCCAUAUAAUAUCAACAGAAUCAUUAAAAAGCAUAUUGAGAUGUAAUAAUCAAAAUAAAAGUAUUCAAAUAAAAUAAACAUUUGCUGAAUUAAGGUUCAAUGUAUUUUUUAUAAUGUAAGACAAGGGUUUAGUAAGUGGAGUGCAUUGAUGGGACUUUAAAGCGGUAGGGUACCGGAAGACUUGAGCCAUAACAUCAGCAUUACAGUCAGACGGGAAAACAACAUAGCCUAUCAGCUGAUCAGUACAUAAUAAAGUGAAAAUGGUAUAAAGUGAUAAGAUAAUUAAAUAAUAUAAAUAGUAAAUUAGAGAUACACAAAAACGAAAUGCACAGAACUUGACUCUUAUUUCUUCCCUGGUUUUAGUUGCCAAUAAAUGGGUACGGGCCCAUGGACAGGAGUUUAGGAGAAGAUGCUCUUUGUCCCAGAUGGACUGAGACUGGAGGCAGGAUGGAUUCUCCCCACAGCUUACCUACACAUUCCUGCACAUUUUAUCAUUGUUACUCUCCUUGGCCUCAGCUGGCCACCUGGGGGAGGGACCCAGUGAAUCCCACAAAAAGCACCUUUCAAGUGUUUGUGCAGUGAAGCAGGACAAGAUGUCAACAAUACCAAGCUGACAUUUUAACCUUGUGUCACUUAGUUAUUUUUGACAUUAAUUGUCAAGGAUUAUAUGGUUAGCAGGUAGUCCAUAGAGUAGUUUACAUGAUUGAUUUGAUAAACAUUGAAAUGUGUCUCAACAUCUCUGCAAGAUCUGCAUUCUCAAUUUAAAAUACAAAUACAUUGUAGAAGACAGAGUAAUAAAAUAUUUGGACCAAGAAUCACUGUUCUUCUAUACAUACUACAGAAUAUAUAUUUUGCUUGCUGUUUUGAUUUUAGCAUCCAUUUAAUCUGCAGCACACACACACACACACACACACACACACACACACACACACACACACACACACGUGUGCACACAAAUAAACAAAGGGAGAAUAGAAGAGGUAAAAACUAAUGUAGAGGAGGUGCUACUAUAAAAGAAAGUCUGAAAAGUUCAAUUUUCUGAUCUCAUAUGUGCUGUGUAAACCCAGAUAUUAGUUUGUCAUAUAAUAUAAUCCACUGAGAUAUAUAUGAGGUCAAUUCUGAUUUUCUGUUUUUCAAUACAUAAAUUCCCACACAUAUCUAUAGUUGCCUUAAUUUGUUCCACAAAAUGGGUUGCCUGGGUGCCAGUCUGUUGCUGCUCUCUUGCCUAAUUGAAUUUUUGGCAUGACAAUGACAGCAAUGGAGUUAACAAGAGCACUAACAGAUUUGGGACCAGGUUACAAAAUGGGCACAAUGUCCCAGUGAUGCAUUGCAGUGCAGGUAAAGGCUGCAUUCAGAGAUGCUAUACAUGACUCUGAGUCUAUGUGUUCUCCACAUCACUCUGUAUAGACAAACGUCAAACUAAAAUCAGACAACGUGUGUGUGGGUGAAGAGGGUGGCUGUUUCUGGAUGGCGCCACUGCCGAAGUAAAGACUAAGCACAAACAAACAUAUUUUUUGCAUGUGCUUUUGACGCACCAGAGAUUUACAUCUUUCUCUGAGACUUCACGGCGCAUUCUCGCCCCCCGCUGUGAAGGAGAGACUAAGAACUUGUCUGGCCUGCACAGAGCCCUGACCUCAACCCCAUCGAACACCUAUGGGAUGAAUUGAAACGCAGACUGCGAGCCAGGCCUAAUCGCCUAACAUCAGUGCCCGACCUCACUAAUGCUCUUGUGGGUGAAUGGAAGCAAGUCUCCGCAGCAAUGUUUCAACAUCUAGUGGAAAGCCUUCCUAGAAGAGUAGGGGCUGUUAUAGCAGCAAAGGGGGGACCAACUCCAUAUUAAUGCCCAUGUAGUUUAUAUUGAGACAAAUUAGCCUACAGACAGUAGCCAACAAGUAGCAAAAUAGAAUAUGAAAAUGUAUUUCAAUAUGAUUGAAAUAGGCCUAUAGCCUACUCUAUUUAUAUUUUUAUGCAGUCAUCUCGGUUUUAAUUUGAAGCAUUUGUUAUAUGUCACUGGUUUGUAUAAAUUGCAAAGACAUUGUCAACUUCGUAAUUGUAGUCAACUUUGUUCUGAAGUUAUCUGCAUCACAGAGAGGGGGAUAAACCAUGUGAUUCUAUGUUUAGCGGAGAUCUUCUUUGUAUAAAGUGAUGCGGGAGCAUUUUCAAGUGCAACAUUAAUAACGAUGGUUUUGGGAUACAGCUCGGAGAUUUAAUGAUGCUCCUACCAAGGUUUUAACGUGUUUGUGAUUUAUUUAAGAAUGCAUUGUUUUUAAUUAUAAUGACCCAACCGAAGCCGGGCGGGCGGGUUGUCCUCUUUGACGCCUCGCUCAAUUAGAACAUGUCUCUAUUUUUGUAUUUUAUCGGUGGCACUGUAGUCACACAAAACAAUACAAAUGUUGUCAUUAUUCACUUUUUUCUAGCUCAUUUGAAUUGGAAGAGGUAGCCAAGGGUUGAGGCUUUACCAUACAGUGCCUUUGGAAAGUAUUCAGACCCUUUGACUUUUUCCACAUUUUGUUAUGUUACAGCCUUAUUCUAAAAAAUAAUAAUAAUAAUUUAUCCACAGCAAUCUACACAUAAUACCCCAUAAUGACAAUGUGAAAACAGUAUUUUUUUUUGUGCAUAUUUAUUAUUAUUUUAAAACAUAAAUACCUUAUUUACAUAAGUAUUCAGACCCUUUGCUAUGAGACUCGAAAUUGAGCUCAGGUGCAUCCUGUUUCCAUUGAUCAUCCUUGAGUCCACCUGUGGUAAAUUCAAUUGAUUGGACAUUAUUUGGAAAGGCACACACCUGUCUAUAUAAGAUCCCACAGUUGGCAUUGCAUGUCAGAGCAAAAACCAAGCCAUGAGGUCGAAGGAAUUGUCCGUAGAGCUCCGAGACAGGAUUGUGUCGAGGCACAGAUCUGGGGAAGAUUACCAAAACAUUUCUGCAGCAUUGAAGGUCGCCAAGAACACAGCGGCCUCCAUCAUUCUUAAAUGGAAGAAAUGUGGAACCACCAAGACUCUUUCUAGAGCUGGCCGCCUGGCCAAACUGAGCAAUCGGGGGAGAAGGGCCUUGGUUAGGGUGGUGACCAAGAACCCGAUGGUCACUCUGAUAGAGCUCUAGAGUUCCUCUGUGGAGAUGGAGAACCUUCCAGAAGGACAACCAUCACUGCAGCACUCCACCAAUCAGGCCUUUAUGGUAGGGUGGCUAGACGCAAGCCACUCCUCAGUAAAAGGCAGAUGCCAGCCCGCUUGGAGUUUGCCAAAAGGCACCUAAAGACUCUCAGACCAUGAGAAACAAGAUUCUCUGGUCUGAUGAAACCAAGAUUGAACUCUUUGGCCUAAAUGCCAAACGUCACGUCUGGAGGAAACCUGGCACAAUCCCUACGGUGAAGCAUGGUGGUGGCAGAAUGAAGUCUCUGAAUGUCCUUGAGUGGCCCAGCCAGAGCCCGGACUUAAACCUAACUAUUUAAUCCAUUUUAUAAUAAGGCUGUAACGUAACAAAAUGCAGAAAAGGUCAAGGGGUCUCAAUGCUUUCCGAAUGCACUGUAUGUUUGUCCUCUUAAGCUAUGUGCCAGAGGUACACUCCGCCACCGAGGUGUACAUAUGGUGUAGUGGAGAAACCCAGCUAAGGUACUCCUUAAAAACACGCCACUUCAAAGUGACUAUUUGUAACAGGUUAGGUUAGGAGAGCGUUUUUGCUAACCCUAACCCGUUUCCUAACCUUAACCUAAUUAUCCUAACCUGCUGCGUAAAUUCUCCUAAACUGCCACGAAAAAGUCGUAUCUGUAUCGAAGUAGCGUAUUUUUAGGGAAUCUCCCCAUCUAAGGCCUACCCUAGCCUAGACAUUUAUAUUGUUUAUUUGCCAAGCGCCUGAAAACGACUGUGAUGGCUGCCUCCACUGCAACGAACGAGACUCUAGCUGCUUAUCAUUCCUUUGUCUGUGAGCGGUUGACACCGUUUCCGUGAACGGGGGAUAGAGAGCUGAAAAGAAGAAAGAAAUUGAGAGUAAUAGCCUUCUCUUCGGGUAUAGCCGCAGCCCACAGGAUGGCGGCGCAGAGACUGCAGUUCCUGGUACUGAAGACGGUGACGAGAGCUCAUUUUCUCUGCAAGAGAAGGAGGGCGGGGUCUCGUAGCAUCAUCGCACUCAUUGUACGUCGGCUGCUGAUGCUGAGCAGUAGCGGAGAAAAAGCCCAGGGCCAUGGAUACGGUUUUAAAAACCUUAGGCCUUAA